Amphiprion ocellaris (clown anemonefish) is the source of this 2452-nucleotide messenger RNA. It is a transcript of the gene asb14b, whose product is annotated as ankyrin repeat and SOCS box containing 14b. Gene Ontology annotation, cellular component: cytoplasm. Gene Ontology annotation, biological process: intracellular signal transduction. Gene Ontology annotation, molecular function: protein binding. Lineage: Eukaryota; Metazoa; Chordata; Actinopteri; Pomacentridae. The record is from RefSeq and is a predicted model, not a curated record. Bases 130 to 1878 code for a protein of 582 amino acids. The transcript has 10 exons.
GGAAUAUAAAUAGCACCAGUUUAUGUGGGUACUGACUAGCCCACUGGCUUUCCUGGUGUAGAAAACACUGAGCGAGCACAGCCAUUUGACCCAAGCAGCCCCUUCUGCAUUGACUCUUUGGAUUAACAGAUGAGCACAGAAGCAGUAGAUGACUUUUAUCAGUCGGAGGAUGACCUGGAUGAAGAUGAGGCGACGCAAUAUAUAAUUGAGCAAAGUCUGAUCCAAUAUAGAAAACUCAAAGGAUUGAAUCCAAGUGAUCUGAAACCCAGUGAAGAUCCGGAUGAGAUUUUUAAAGCAAUCAAGGAGGGUGAUGAAGGUGCACUGAACAGACUUGCAGAGCAACCGGAGUAUUUCUCCAGAGUUGAUGAACGAGGAUGGAUCCCUCUGCAUGAAGCUGCAGUGCAGGAGAACAAAAGUAUACUAGAGAUUAUUUUCUCAGCAUCACCUCCGGGUGCAGCCGAGUGUCGUACUGUAAAGGGUGAGACGCCACUAUUUCUGGCUGUGGUCCAUGGACUCAGAGAGAACGCCACAUUCCUGUUACAGAAUGGUUGUAGCCCAGAUAUCCAAAACGAUGAGCAGGAUUCUCCAUUAGUGGCAGCGAUUCUGAAUGACCAGUAUGACUUGGCCACGCUACUGCUUCGUUACCACGCCAAAAUAGACCAAACAGGCCCACUAAACAGGACAGCUCUACAUGAGUCUGCCUUCUUAGGUUUGGAGAACUUUGUCUAUCUGCUCCUGGAGUCUGGUGCCGAUCCAAACGCAUGUGACAUUAAGAAGAAAACUCCACUGGCUCUGGCUGCACAGAAUGGACAUCUCAGUGUGGUGGAAGUUCUGUUACAGAAAGGAGCCCAUGUGUGGUGUGAAUCGGAGACAGGUACUGUUUUGUUUGACGCAGCAGCAUCAGGAAACCCUGACAUAAUCUCUCUGCUGCUGGACCACGGAGCAGAUCCCAACCUUCCUCUUUACAGUGGACACCUGCCAAUUCAUCGUGUGGCAUACCACGGACACAGACUGGCACUGGAGCACCUCAUCCCGGUGACCUCGAUGCACGCUGUAAAAGAAAGUGGGAUGAGUCCGCUUCAUUCUGCAGCUGCCGGGGGACAUGCUCAGUGUGUGGAGUUACUGAUCAAAGCUGGCUAUGACCCAAACUUUAUGCUGCACCCAAAGGUGCGCCGCAGCUAUGAUGAUGAGCGUAGGUCUGCCCUCUUUUUUGCAGUGUCCAACAAUGAUCUUCAGUGCACCCGCUUGCUGUUAGAGGCUGGGGCAAUGGUGAACCAGGACCCUGUCAACUGUCUACAGGUGGCUCUUAGACAGGGAAACUAUGAAAUGAUCAACACCUUGCUGAAGUUUGGGGCAAAUGUCAACUACUACUCCCGCGUCAACACCACUCACUUCCCCUCGGCGCUGCAGUAUGCUUUGAAGGACGAGGUCAUGCUGAGAAUGAUCCUGAACCAUGGAUAUGAUGUUAAGCGCUGCUUUGACUGCCCUUAUGGUGACAAUUCCCAUGACUAUGCUCCUUGGACGACUGCAGUCAUCAAAGACAUGGUGUUCUGUGAGGUGAUAACAGUGUCCUGGCUAAAGCACAUAUCGGCCCAGGUGGUUCGCAUCAUGCUUGACUACACUGACCACGUCUCCUUCUGCACCAAACUUAAAGACACUUUGCAGGAGGAGAAGCAGUGGCCGGAGAUCUGUCAACUUCAAAGAAAUGCACGGAGCCUGAAGCACCUGUGUCGUUUGCGGAUAAGGGAACAUCUCAGCCGUCUGCGGUUGAGAGCCCCAGUUUUUAUCAACUUCCUUCCUCUUCCUCCCAGGCUGAAAGAUUACCUACGCUACAAGGAGUUUGAUGUUUACAGCAGAGGCAGCUUGGUUACCCCCUGAUGAAAACGGAUGUCACUGUUACAUAGAGACAAACAAGUAACUGUUAGCUUUCUGCCUUGUGUUAUGUGUUUUAAAAAUUACGUGUUUUACAUAUACUGAAAAAAAUAGAAAUGCAGCAUGUAAUGAAUUAGUAAGUUUUAACCAUUCUUUUAACACAUGGGAAUGAAUAUUUGUUUUUAAAACAAACAAAAUCUCUACAACAGAAUGGACAUCAUGAAAUGAGUGGAGUCAUCAGCCAGAAAUCACAAGUCAGGAAGAAGUCAAACAUCUGUGGCACAUGGAAUUAAUGACAUUGUGUAUGCUGCUUGUGGGAUAUUAUCCCAAUCUUCCAAACAACUUGGUGAAGUUGGUGGACAUUUUCUGGGGACAAGAUCAUGUAAUGUCACUUUCUCAUGUGGUAGAUUGUCUGUUGUACCAUGCUGUCAGAAACAAUUUCUUAAAUUACCAGUAAUGGAGUUGUGGACGCCUAAUUGACAUACCAGCAUCCAGCAUGCCAAUACUCCUCGUCUUUUUCUCAUCAUCUGUGGCAUCUUGUCUUUUGAAUAAAGCUGCAUUUAAAGAUGGCCUUUUAGAA